AUGAGGGUCGAUCGUCGAGGGUUGCUCCUCGGGAUCGGCUUCGUUUUGGGGCUGGUCGGUUUGAAGCUGUUGUUGCAGUUGAAGAAUCAUCCUUUUCUCCUCACCAUCCUCCUCGUGCUCCCCUUCCUGAUCCACGAGCUCUACUGGAAACGUCGGAAUCUGCCGCCCGGCCCGACCCCAUGGUUGACAGUUGGGAAUAUGGUAUCACUAGCGACAGCGAAUUUCGACGAGAUCAUGGCCCACUGGCGCCGAAAAUACGGCGGCAUCUACACCGUCUGGAUUGGCCCCUUCCCCCUCGUCAUGGUCAACGAGGUGCACACAAUGAAGAAAUACUUUGUGCAGCACGGCGAGCUCUUCAGCAACCGGUGGCGAAACUUUGCCACCGAUUCGUUUAUGGGCGGGGCUAAUGGUGUGAUACAGAUAGAUGGGGAAAAGUGGAGGGAGCAGAGAAGGUUUUCUCUACAUGUGCUGCGAGACUUUGGGGUGGGGCAGCAGCUGAUGGAGAAGAAAAUAUUGUCGGAGGUGCGCCAAUUGACAGCCUAUCUCCGAGGCCGUGAAGAAGUCGACUUGUGCACACCUUUAGCUAUUUGUGUCGGCAACAUCAUCAACGAUAUGCUGUUCGGCGUUACGUUCCCGCAGGGCUCCUCCGAGAUGAAGCGUCUUCACUCCCUUCUCGACGCCCAGUCCCGGCUAGUGGUUCAUCCAUUGAUGGGCCUCUACCUCGCCUUCCCUUUCACCUCAAAAAUGCCACUCUUGGAUGGGCCCUGGAAGGAGUUGAUCCGACAUCGCGAUGCCCUUUGGGAGUUCUUGGGACGGCAGGUCAACGACCACGUCGCCCUGUUCGAGCAGGGACACUCGGUCGACGACUUCACCUUUGCCUACCUCGAGGAGAUCGAGAGAAGGAAACAGAGCGGAGAUCCCGGGCAUUUCGACUUAUGGCAACUCCAAAUGCUGCUGCUCGACUUGUUCUUUGCCGGGAUGGAGACGACGGUGACGACGCUCAAAUGGGCAUUUUUGCUGGUCGUCCACAAGCCGGAAGUGAUGCGCCGGAUACAGGCCGAACUUGACGGGCUCAACGUCGAAGAAAUCGGGCUGGCGGAUAGGUCGCGAGCAUCAUAUACACAGGCGGCAGUUUGUGAAAUCCAGCGCAUCGCCAAUAUUUUGCCAAUAAAUCUUUUGCGUACUGUAUCUGAGGACGUCCGGAUCGAUGGAUAUUUUUAUCCAAAAGGGACGAUGGUUAUCCCCCAAAUAGCCACGAUGCUGAAUGAUGAGACCGUGUUCGAGGAUCCGAGUGAUUUUAGACCCGAACGCUUCUUAGACGAAGAAGGCAAGCUGAAGCGGGUCGAGCAAUUCAUGCCAUUUUCGCUAGGAAAAAGGCAAUGCUUGGGGGAGUCGCUGGCCCGAGCCGAAUUGUUCCUAAUUUUCGCCAACGUCCUCAAGCAGUUCGACGUCUGUCCGGUGCCCGGGGAAAACUACUCUAGGCAGCGGACGCUGGGGCUCACCGUAUCCCCUCAGAAAUACGCGGUCCGUCUCGCUCCCAGGAAGCUUGAUGCCAAUAUGAAUAUUGUC
Mesorhabditis spiculigera is the source of this 1569-nucleotide messenger RNA. The record is from the annotation of a GenBank genome assembly. NCBI's taxonomy places the organism in Eukaryota, Metazoa, Nematoda, Chromadorea, Rhabditida, Rhabditidae.